This is a messenger RNA of Vanessa tameamea, 1345 nucleotides long. Its product is annotated as ras-related and estrogen-regulated growth inhibitor. The transcript is spliced from 5 exons. The record is from RefSeq and is a predicted model, not a curated record. NCBI's taxonomy places the organism in Eukaryota, Metazoa, Arthropoda, Insecta, Lepidoptera, Nymphalidae. Bases 167 to 796 code for a protein of 209 amino acids. Gene Ontology annotation, molecular function: GTPase activity; GTP binding.
GACCCAUUAACACGGGAACCGAUGUCAGAGCAGUGUCGCUUUAUAUAUUUUUAGCUGGUAGGCGGGAGCGGGGUUUUCGUUGAGUGAAGCGGUGAGCGGUACGUCAAACGCCGUACGCGGAGCAUUCGGCAGGCUCGCCGCGCGGUCGGGUCAUGCACAUGAGAAAAUGACAACUCGAGGGAUUAGACGGAAGAAAUCAUCGCUGUCCGAAGUGAAAGUGGCAGUGGUCGGUGCACCAUCGGUCGGCAAAAGCGCACUCACGGUUCGAUUUCUUACAAAAAGAUACAUCGGAGAGUACGAUCAUCAACAGGAAAGCAAAUACAAACACGAGGCGCUCUUAGAUGGGGAGCCAAUACUUUUCGAAAUUUUAGAUACCUGUCCAAAGAGUUUGGACGAUCUCCCGGGGAAUGAAAUAGCACAAUGGGCCGAUGGCCUGUUCCUAGUUUAUUCAAUAACUGAUAGAGAUUCAUUUAACUAUGUACGGAGAGCGAAGCAGAGUUUGCAACCCGAAGUGCCGCUAACCCUCGUCGGUAACAAGGCAGAUAUGGUGCAUUUGAGACAGGUGAGCCCUGAAGAAGGGGAAAUAUUAGCUAAGGAUUUUGAAUGCAGCUUCGCAGAAGUUGCAGCCGCGGAACAGGUGAAUCAAGUAGGCGAGGUGUUCCACGACCUUUGCCGAGAAGUACUCACACAUAGAAGAAGAGCGAAACAUAGUCUUCUAGAUAGGAUGCUGGGCUCGAAGACGGCGUACAGAGUCUACUCUCGGGGAAAAAGUGACAGCGCUUUACCAAAAGACUAAAAUAAUUAGUUUCAGCAUUUAGUUAUACUGUUAACCUAUUUAUAUUUCCGUCGAUUAAAAAUGAUUAUUUGUAAGCCUUAUAAGCAUUAUUUUACUAAAGAAAAAUAUCCUUAUGAAGUACGUCAAAUAGGUAAAUGAUAAUAUUUUUUUUGUGUUAACUAAAUAAAUACAUUUAUAUGUAUAUACUUAUUUUAUGGCAUAGGUUGACGGACGAGCAUAUGGGCCUGAUGGGCUGAUGGUAAGUGGUCCCCACCGCACAUAGACAAUGGCGCUGUAAGAAACAUUAACUGUUCCUUACAUCGCCAGUGCGCCACCAACCUUGGGUACUAAGAUGUUAUGUCCCUUGUGCCUAUAGUUACACUGACUCACCGUUUUACUCAAUUGUUUCACUUCAUCGGUUUGAAGUCAUUGCUCAAACUUUUUUACGUAAUAUUUAGGAAAAAUAUACCUAAUAUAACAUUUACGAAACUCAAAAUACUCGUACCUUCAUAAACUAAGUAUAUUAAAGACAAAAUCUUGUGUAUAUUAAAAAUUGAAAUAUAAUUUGUA